This is a messenger RNA of Vespa velutina, 2813 nucleotides long. RefSeq names its product calmodulin. Gene Ontology annotation, molecular function: enzyme regulator activity; calcium ion binding. Bases 591 to 1592 code for a protein of 333 amino acids. The record is from RefSeq and is a predicted model, not a curated record. The transcript is spliced from 7 exons. NCBI's taxonomy places the organism in Eukaryota, Metazoa, Arthropoda, Insecta, Hymenoptera, Vespidae.
ACUUCAGUCUACCUCGAGAACGCGAUACAGUCGGGACCUUGAGGAUCCUCCUUGAGGGUCAAGGCUUCUUCCGAUUCUACGUCGAUCUCUUCUCUCGAUCGAAAGAGGAAGAAAAAAGGGAAAGAAAGAUUGAAUGUUCUGAAAGAAUCUAUAAGAAUCGAGAUCGAUCCUCGAGUUAAGAUCCUCCGAUUUAUAUCGAUCGAAUUUAUCGCACGACUAGGGUGAUCUUAAGAGAAGAAUUCUUACGAAGAGGUUAUUAUUCGAAUCGUCCAUUUGAUCCGACGAAAUUGCAACGAUAAGAGUACAGUAUAAUAUCGACGUAGAUCAAUUUAGAAAAAGGUAGAGCCCCUCUUCCGACCUUUCGAAUCUCGUUAUCUCAAUAGAAAAAACUGUAGCACGUGUACAAUUUGUCGGAAAAUAAAUUGGCAUUCGGCCAAGGCAAAGACAAAGAGAGAAAGAAGAGGAGUUUCCUCGGAGAUUGCGGAGGGUUGUUGCUCAGAAUCGGGGGACGUUGUCCGUUGUUGCCCGACGUCGGAGCCGGAUGUUCGCACGGACAAGACGCCGAAAGCGCUGCCAUUUUGGAGAGCAAAAUGUUCACGGCCGUGAAAAAGUUCCUUACGACAUCCCCUUUGGUUAACAAGGUCAAGUUCCUGAUGACGAGGCAGAACAGUGGGGUGGUAGGAAAGACUGGCGGAGAGGAAAAAACGGGGGAAUGUCCUUCGAGGAUGUCUGUAAGAACGACGACAAUCGUAUCGACAACGCAGACGACGAUGACGACGGCGACAAGAACAUCGGCGAUUACGUCGCCGCCAUUAUCCGUCCUUUCGAAGGAAUCGGACACGAUCGUUCCGUCUAUCGGUUCGACGGAGUCGCAGAUGCAAGUGCAAUCGCAAGUGCAGGUGCAGGAUGUUAAAGGAGAGAACAGUGGUGGAAGCGACGUAGCUUUCCCGUCCUCCUCCUCUUCCUCGUCCACCGUCGUACCGAUGACGGACCCUACGAAAUUGUCCUCGAAUGCUCUCAUGUCGUUUCCAGCUUCACCCCAGAAAUUGGCUGCUCAACCGAGAAAGAUCACGGCUAUAACGAAGUCUCAGAUGAGGGAGUUUAGAGAAGCAUUUAAUCUCUUCGACAAGGAUGGCGAUGGAAAUAUUACGAAAGAAGAACUCGGACGAGUGAUGCGUUCCUUGGGACAAUUCGCCAGGGCCGAGGAAUUGAAUACGAUGCUGCAGGAGAUCGACAUCGACGGCGACGGGACCGUAAGUUUCGAGGAAUUCGUUGAGAUCGUCAGCAACAUCGGCGACGAGAAUUCCGGAACUUUGGCGGAUCAGGAUCAAGAGGAGCAAGAGUUGCGGGAUGCUUUUCGCGUCUUCGACAAGCGUAAUCGUGGUUACAUCACCGCCUCCGAUCUAAGAGUCGUUCUACAAUGUUUAGGCGAAAACUUGUCGGAAGAAGAAAUCGAGGAUAUGAUCAAGGAGGUAGACGUUGACGGAGACGGCCGUAUAGAUUUCUAUGAGUUCGUUCAUGCGCUCGGUGAGCCUGGUAUAGAUGAGGAUGAGGAAGAUGAGGAAGAAGAGGAAUCGCAGUCUCCGACAUAACGAGUCUUCUCGAUCGAAGAAAUCGCACCAAGAUUGAGGAUCGUCGAUCGUCGAAAGGAAUCGUUUUCGCAACGAUUCGUCUUUUAUCUUUUUUUCCGUAUAUCUGUCUCUCUCUCUCUCUCUCUCUCUCUCUCCUUCGCACUGUUGUAAUUAAAAAUACUAUGGGCAAUUUAACUUUAUCCAAUUAACAAAACAGAAUAUCGAUCGUCGAACGAUUAUUUUUUCUUGUGAAAUUUAGCACGGUAGAAAGUAGCGGCCAUCAAUGAUUUUGGAUGUCGCUGCAAUGUUUUUUCCAAUUCGAUGGAUAGCACUAUUCAUUGACUAGCACUAUCAAUGAUAAAAGGAAGAGAGAAUUCUUCUAUGUGAUUCAAUACGUUUUCUUUGUUGGUGCGAACGAGAGAAAAUAUUAAUUAAUAAUAUAAAAAAUAAGAAAGUUCUUGGCCAAUGGCAUCGAUAUGCAUGCACGCAUAUAAGUAUUUCGAAUAGAAACUCAAAGUGGUUUCUUUAAACUUUUCAUCGCACCAAAAAGCAUUUUAUUCUCGACGGUGAUCGUGUCGUAUAUGUAAUAGGUCGUAAGCUCUAGGUUAAUGUCUUUUCUCCAGCACACACCACUCUUGGAGUUUCUAUUUCGAGAUUGAUCGACGUGAAAUAAGAUACGCGAAUAGUCUGUUCCUCGAAAUCUCAUCGUGGGAUGCCGAUAAGUAAGUGACUUUUGUGCUUGGUCAUAGCAUCUCUUUUCCAAUUGUCUUCAAAUAAAGAUAAUUCCAAUCUUUUUAAGUAGAUAAGUCGAUCGAUGUAAUCCGAUUCGAAUUCGCCCGGGGAAUCAAUCGAUCGUCGGGAACGAAAGAAAUGAUCGUUGAUCGUCGAGAAAUAUUUGGUAAAUCAGUUUUCAAUGGUCAAGCAAACAAAUUCUUCGAUCUUGCACUCUAAUUAAAAUCAUUAUAUUAAUAAAAUAUAAAUAAAUAAAUAUAAAGUGGUUACUGCUAAUUGCAAUGAUUAAGUCAAUGAUCUUUAAUCUGUUAUAAGCAAUGGCGAUUCUCUCUUUUGCGAUAUCGCCUGUCUCAUCCAAUCAAGGGACGAAUUUCGAAGAUAAAGCACGAAUUCAAAUUCAUUCUCAAAUUUAUCUGGACUGCUUUGUAACGCAUCGAGCCUCGUACGACGUGUCUCGAACGAUGUAAUACUAUUACACCGAUAAUAAAACUCGCAUGCUAUUUAAAAUUA